CGGAGGCGGCAAGGACGCGGCGACCCAGGGUGACGCCGGGCAUCUCCCGGGCGACGGCCCCGCAACAAGAUGGCGGACGAUAAAGAAAGGGAAGGCACAGAUUGGAGACUCAGGCACAGCAAGAUUGAGUAACGUGCACAAGAUCACACAGCACCUGGCAAAGCUGGGAUCUGAGCAGAGAGUCCAGUAUAUGGGUCACAUUAUUUCUUGAUCAUGGUAUCUCCCCUGCCAGAGUUAGUGAUAGCGGAAUUUCACAAAAAAAUCAAAGACGCUUUUGAAGUGUUUGACCACGAGGCGAAUAAUACAGUGGAUUCUGGUGAAAGGAGUAUCCACAUUGCCUAUUUCAACCUUCAGACUCUAAAUUCUGUGGGAGAGAUCGGAACAAUUAUCAGGUCACUAGGGUGCUGCCCAAGCGAAGGAGAGCUGCAUGACCUGAUCGUAGAGGUAGAGGAGGAAGAACCCACUGGAUACAUUCGAUUUGAAAAAUUUCUUCCAGUGAUGACCAAAGUACUACUAGAAAAAAGGUACAGACCAAUUCCAGAAGAUAUCCUUCUUCGAGCAUUUGAGGUGUUAGAUCCAUCCAAACGUGGAUUUCUAACUAAGGAAGAAUUGAUCAAGUAUAUGACUGAAGAAGGUGAGCCUUUUUCUCAGGAAGAAAUGGAAGAAAUGUUGUCCGCUGCAAUUGACCCAGAAUCGAAUUCCAUUCGUUACAAGGACUACAUAGCCAUGAUGGUGGUAGAUGACGGCUAGGUGCCCUGAAGACUUAAUUUCUCAUUGAAAGGAUGACUGUAAAGAUGGCCUGUCUUUGUUAAUUUUACAUCUUAUAAUUCCUACACAUGCUAAUUAAUACCUGGUGACAACUAUUUCAAGAUACUUUGUUUUUUAAAGAUGAACACAAAUUUAUUUGGUAUGUCUAGACUUACAGAAUGACAAAUGACUAAUUAUUUUAAAGCCAAUUCUUUAAAACAUUUUAA
This is a messenger RNA of Canis lupus familiaris (dog), 974 nucleotides long. RefSeq names its product EF-hand calcium binding domain 2 (gene DRC8). The transcript has 9 exons. The record is from RefSeq and is a predicted model, not a curated record. Bases 214 to 750 code for a protein of 178 amino acids. NCBI's taxonomy places the organism in Eukaryota, Metazoa, Chordata, Mammalia, Carnivora, Canidae. Gene Ontology annotation, molecular function: calcium ion binding.